UUCACCUUUUGUAACAAUGUCUGGAAGAGGUAAAGGCGGUAAGGGACUCGGGAAAGGAGGCGCUAAGCGUCACCGUAAGGUUCUGCGGGAUAACAUCCAGGGCAUCACCAAACCCGCCAUCCGCCGUCUCGCUCGCCGCGGCGGAGUCAAGCGUAUUUCCGGUCUGAUUUACGAGGAGACCCGCGGUGUGCUGAAGGUGUUCCUGGAGAACGUGAUCCGCGAUGCUGUGACCUACACCGAGCACGCCAAGAGAAAGACCGUGACCGCCAUGGACGUCGUGUACGCGCUGAAACGACAGGGACGCACUCUGUACGGCUUCGGAGGCUAAACGAUUUCAGCUUCGAUAUAAAAACAACGGCUCUUCUAAGAGCCCCCCACCUUUUCACAAGAAAGAGUGUUUUUCAGUAUGCUCUGAUUUUGAUAUAUUCUGUUACUGCAAGAUACAAGGGGUUGCGUUUUAAAAGAGUGAAUCGUUUAAAUUUGCGUAUUGACUCGGUUUUGUCCCAAACUCUUUCAUACACGUUAAAAUUAUAAGUGGUUUUAGGGGGUCUUUGUUAAGCAAUUGAAAUGUGUUUUAGGGCCUCAAUUUGAUGGUAAACCUAGUCUUCAUACAAUUAACGAGUCUAGCUCUUUCAUAAAUUUCUUUAAUGUGUGUAAAAUGACGCUUUAAUGCAAAAGUUAACCGAGAAUGUAAUUUUUGCGCGGGAAAGUUAGACAAAGAAACUGCAAGUUCUGGGGGCAGUUACUCGGGGGCGGGGCGAGAGGAGGGACUAAACUGUCGAGGCAGACGAUUGGCUGAUGUUG
Messenger RNA from Cyprinus carpio (common carp), 804 nucleotides. Its product is annotated as histone H4. The record is from RefSeq and is a predicted model, not a curated record. Gene Ontology annotation, cellular component: nucleosome. Lineage: Eukaryota; Metazoa; Chordata; Actinopteri; Cypriniformes; Cyprinidae. Gene Ontology annotation, biological process: nucleosome assembly. Gene Ontology annotation, molecular function: DNA binding; structural constituent of chromatin; protein heterodimerization activity.